This is a messenger RNA of Rana temporaria (common frog), 3321 nucleotides long. RefSeq names its product mucin-2-like. The transcript has a single exon. Lineage: Eukaryota; Metazoa; Chordata; Amphibia; Anura; Ranidae. Bases 1 to 3321 code for a protein of 1106 amino acids. The record is from RefSeq and is a predicted model, not a curated record.
AUGAACACAACAUGGGGCAGCCGAGCAACUGGUCCACAAGGGUCAGAUUUACUCAGAUCAGAACCAAACCCUCCACCUCAGUCCCAGACCCCUCACCUCAGUCCCAGACCCCUCACCUCAGUCUCAGACCCCUCACCUCAGUCCCAGACCCCUCACCUCAGUCCCAGACCCCUCACCUCAGUCCCAGACCCCUCACCUCAGUCCCAUACCCUUCACUUCAGUCUCAGACCCCUCACCUCAGUCCCAGACCCCUCACCUCAGUCCCAGACCCCUCACCUCAGUCCCAGACCCUUCACUUCAGUCUCAGACCCCUCACCUCAGUCUCAGACCCCUCACCUCAGUCCCAGACCCCUCACCUCAGUCCCAGACCCCUCACCUCAGUCCCAGACCCCUCACCUCAGUCCCAAACCCCUCACCUCAGUCCCAGACCCUUCACCUCAGUCCCAGACCCCUCACCUUCACCUCAGUCCCAAACACCUCACCUCAGUCCCAAACCCCUCACCUCAGUCCCAGACCCCUCACCUCAGUCCCAGACCCCUCACCUCAGUCCCAGACCCUUCACCUCAGUCCCAGACCCCUCACCUCAGUCCCAGACCCCUCACCUCAGUCCCAAACCCCUCACCUCAGUCCCAAACCCCUCACCUCAGUCCCAGACCCCUCACCUCAGUCCCAGACCCCUCACCUCAGUCCCAGACCCUUCACCUCAGUCCCAGACCCCUCACCUCAGUCCCAGACCCCUCACCUCAGUCCCAGACCCUUCACCUCAGCUCCAAAGCCCUCACCUCAGUCCCAGACCCUUCACCUCAGUCCCAAACCCCUCACCUCAGUCCCAGACCCCUCACCUCAGUCCCAAACCCUUCACAUCAGUCCCAGACCCUUCACCUCAGUCCCAAACCCCUCACCUCAGUCCCAAACCCCUCACCUCAGUCCCAAAUCCCUCACCUCAGUCCCAAACCCCUCACCUCAGUCCCAAACCCCUCACCUCAGCUCCAAACCCCCUCACCUCAGUCCCAAACCCCUCACCUCAGUCCCAAACCCCUCACCUCAGCUCCAAACCCCUCACCUCAGUCCCAGACCCCUCACCUCAGCUCCAAACCCCUCACCUCAGUCCCAAACCCUCCACCUCAGUCCCGGACCCUUCACCUCAGUCCCAAACCCCUCACCUCAGUCCCAAACCCCUCACCUCAGUCCCAAACCCCUCACCUCAGUCCCAAACCCCUCACCUCAGUCCCAAACCCCUCACCUCAGCUCCAAACCCCCUCACCUCAGUCCCAAACCCCUCACCUCAGUCCCAAACCCCUCACCUCAGCUCCAAACCCCUCACCUCAGUCCCAGACCCCUCACCUCAGCUCCAAACCCCUCACCUCAGUCCCAAACCCUCCACCUCAGUCCCGGACCCUUCACCUCAGUCCCAAACCCCUCACCUCAGUCCCAAACCCCUCACCUCAGUCCCAAACCCCUCACCUCAGCUCCAAACCCCUCACCUCAGUCCCAAACCCCUCACCUCAGUCCCAAACACCUCACCUCAGUCUCAAACCCUUCACCUCAGUCCCAAACCCUUCACCUCAGUCCCAAACCCCUCACCUCAGUCCCAAACCCCUCACCUCAGUCCCAGACCCUUCACCUUCACCUCAGUCCCAAACACCUCACCUCAGCUCCAAACCCCUCACCUCAGUCCCAGACUCUUCACCUUCACCUCAGUCCCAAACACCUCACCUCAGUCCCAAACCCUUUACCUCAGUCCCAGACCCUUCACCUCAGUCCCAAACCCUUUACCUCAGUCUCAAACCCCUCACCUCAGUCUCAAACCCCUCACCUCAGUCCCAGACCCUUCACCUCAGUCUCAAACCCCUCACCUCAGUCUCAAACCCCUCACCUCAGUCCCAGACCCCUCACCUCAGUCUCAGACCCCUCACCUCAGUCUCAGACCCUUCACCUCAGUCCCAAACCCUUCACAUCAGUCCCAGACCCCUCACCUCAGUCCCAAACCCCUCACCUCAGUCCCGGACCCCUCACCUCAGUCCCAAACCCCUCACCUCAGUCCCAAACCCUUCACCUCAGUCCCAAACCCUUCACAUCAGUCCCAGACCCUCCACAUCAGUCCCAGACCCCUCACCUCAGUCCCAGACCCUUCACCUCAGUCCCAGACCCCUCACCUCAGUCACAAACCCUUCACCUCAGUCCCAAACCCUCCACCUCAGUCCCAAACCCUUCACAUCAGUCCCAAACCCUCCACCUCAGUCCCAGACCCCUCACCUCAGUCCCAGACCCUUCACCUCAGUCCCAGACCCCUCACCUCAGUCCCAAACCCUUCACCUCAGUCCCAAACCCUUCACCUCAGUCCCAAACCCCUCACCUCAGUCCCAAAUACCUCACCUCAGUCCCAAACCCCUCACCUCAGUCCCAGACCCCUCACCUCAGUCCCAGACCCUUCACCUCAGCUCCAAACCCCUCACCUCAGCUUCAAACCCUUCACCUCAGUCCCAGACCCCUCACCUCAGUCCCAGACCCCUCACCUCAGUCCCAAACCCCUCACCUCAGUCCCAGACCCCUCACCUCAGUCUCAGACCCCUCACCUCAGUCCCAGACCCUUCACCUCAGUCUCAAACCCCUCACCUCAGUCUCAAACCCCUCACCUCAGUCCCAGACCCCUCACCUCAGUCUCAGACCCCUCACCUCAGUCUCAGACCCUUCACCUCAGUCCCAAACCCUUCACAUCAGUCCCAGACCCCUCACCUCAGUCCCAAACCCCUCACCUCAGUCCCGGACCCCUCACCUCAGUCCCAAACCCCUCACCUCAGUCCCAAACCCUUCACCUCAGUCCCAAACCCUUCACAUCAGUCCCAAACCCUCCACAUCAGUCCCAGACCCCUCACCUCAGUCCCAGACCCUUCACCUCAGUCCCAGACCCCUCACCUCAGUCACAAACCCUUCACCUCAGUCCCAAACCCUCCACCUCAGUCCCAAACCCUUCACAUCAGUCCCAAACCCUCCACCUCAGUCCCAGACCCCUCACCUCAGUCCCAGACCCUUCACCUCAGUCCCAGACCCCUCACCUCAGUCCCAAACCCUUCACCUCAGUCCCAAACCCUUCACCUCAGUCCCAAACCCCUCACCUCAGUCCCAAAUACCUCACCUCAGUCCCAAACCCCUCACCUCAGUCCCAGACCCCUCACCUCAGUCCCAGACCCUUCACCUCAGCUCCAAACCCCUCACCUCAGCUUCAAACCCUUCACCUCAGUCCCAGACCCCUCACCUCAGUCCCAGACCCCUCACCUCAGUCCCAAACCCCUCACCUCAGUCCCAGACCCCUCACCUUAG